Messenger RNA from Plectropomus leopardus (leopard coralgrouper), 3127 nucleotides. RefSeq names its product lysophospholipase 2 (gene lypla2). Gene Ontology annotation, cellular component: cytoplasm. The record is from RefSeq and is a predicted model, not a curated record. Gene Ontology annotation, biological process: protein depalmitoylation. Gene Ontology annotation, molecular function: carboxylic ester hydrolase activity; palmitoyl-(protein) hydrolase activity. NCBI's taxonomy places the organism in Eukaryota, Metazoa, Chordata, Actinopteri, Perciformes, Serranidae.
UGAACUGGGACAGCAAGCGCACCUCUUACAGUGUAUGUGUGGCAACAACAUGUCUGUGCCGCUGCUCGCCGAGGCUGUGACGGUGUCUGGGAAGGAGAAGGAGACCGCGGCGGUGAUCUUCCUUCAUGGGCUGGGUGACUCAGGGCAUGGGUGGGCACAGGGUUUGAUGGAGAUCCAGCUGCCGUACGUCAAGAUCAUUUGCCCCCAUGCACUUCCGAUGCCCGUCACUCUCAACAUGGGAGCGAGGAUGCCCGCGUGGUUCGACCUCAUGGGUCUCUCCCUACACAGCCAGGAGGAUGAAGUAGGAAUCAAGAAGGCAGCAGACAACAUCAAGGCCAUAAUUGACCAUGAGGUCAAAAAUGGGAUUCCCCCGAAUCGCAUAAUGCUCGGUGGCUUCUCUCAGGGUGGGGCCUUGUCCUUGUAUACCGCCCUGACCUGCGAGCAUCAGCUGGCCGGCGUUGUGGCCCUCAGCUGCUGGCUACCACUUCACCAGACCUUCCCAUCGGCGUCCAGCGGCAACAAGAACACCCCGAUCUUGCAGUGCCACGGUGAGAUGGACCCAUUGGUUCCGCCGCAUUUUGGUCAUGCAACGUCACAAAAACUCAAAGCCAUAAUCGACCCUGCGAUGGUCACCUUCAAAACCUACCCAGACAUGCUACACUGCUCCUGUCCUCAGGAGAUGGCGGCUGUAAAGGAAUUUAUGGAGAAGUGUUUGCCCCGAAUCUGACGUCACCUCAUCCCCACUUUGACCCCCUGAGACACUGACCUCUCACCCCUGAUCUGCCAUUCUCCCACAGGAAACAGCCAUGAGCACCCCCUCUUCCACACACAUCGGCAAGAUAACACACACACACAUACAUAUACACACAUACAUACAACAGUCAUGAUGAUUUGAUCCACACUGCUAAAGCAAACACACGCUUCUCCAUGCAAAUCCAACAACACUCACACUGAAAACAGAUCCGUCAAACACCGAUUGGAUUUUAACAUCAUUAAGUGCUCGCACUCACACAUCUUAGCCUUUUGGAGGGAGAAACACUGACACACUAUACAUUCCCUUUGGUUUUUUUUUUAAACAGCCUCUGUCUGUCGCCUCCACGCCACCUCAGUUUUGUCGCAUUUUGCUUCAUCUUUACCUCCAGCUGUCACAUCCUCCGUGCUUCCUCUGCCACGCUUUCCCCUCUGACAUCGCUGUGCCGGUUCGUAAGGCAUUUAGUGGAAAUAAGAUUGAGUCGGAUGAGCGGGUUAUUUUCUGUCGGUGACCAAACUAAAGCGCAGUCAGACUGGAUUCCCAAUCGUUUCUAUGUGGCGAGACACGUUUGCUUCUCGUCCCAAAUUGACCUCCUUUUUUUUGAUUCGAUUCAGCUUUUACGCACAAAAUCUUGACACUCUCCGAUGUCCAGCCAGUUCAGGAGAAAAGGUGGGAUUGGCUUCUCAUUGGUUGUUCAGUCUUUCUUUAAAGUUAUGAAUUUAUAAAGAUCCCAAUAAGCUGAUCAGCUACUCCUCCUGAGGUUCACACAAAACAUAAAAGACCUGAAACAGAUUAGACACAGACAAGACAAACAAUUGAAACUAAAAAUCAGAAAAAAAGUAUAACAAACAAUCUCUUGAUCUCAGACAUGUUAUGCAUUAACAUUAUUCACACUGUUAUUCAACCAUUUUAAAGUACUUAUUAAUAUACACCAAUAUAAUACAUAUAAUACAAGCAGCAGCAGAGAAAGGAUACUUGAUUGAAUGCAAAGACAGUGAAAAAGUUUAAAGACAGUAAAAUGUUAAAAUCACAGACUGCAUAAAAGAAGUGGAUGUAGACAUCGUGCCGUUGUGGACAUCCGUUUUAAAGCCUUGAGGUGCGCCGGGCUUUGAAAUUCGAAAUUGCAUCAUGGCCAAGUGCAAUAUCCAAAUGGCAGGAGCUGAGCUAUGCAUCUUUUUUUCAGUGAAAAUGAGAUGCAAAAAAUAAAUUCCCACUAAAAUAGUCUAUGGUUUUAUCAAACUUUUUAUCGUCUUUAAACUUUGUCACUGUCUUUGCAAUCACUCAAGUGUCCUUUCUUUGCUGCUGCUUGUUUUACACGUAUUAUUCUCAUUAAUAAAUCUGCCUUCUGUCAAAACAAUCACAAUUUUAUUUUAUUUUUUGGAUAACGUGGGGCCUUUAAUUUACCAUUGGAGUCGCCCCCUGCUGGCCAUUAGAAAGAACACCCCUCCAUUAUUUUAUACAGUCUAUGGAUAAAUCCAUAGCUGCACUUUUUUUGUCCUCUACUGAUUUUUUCUUCUACACCACAUGAAAAAAUUACACCAGUUCAGUCUUGACUGCAGCUCCAAUCCAGCGCUCGAGUCCCACCGAGUCUGACUCGGCUGGUUUCCUUCGUCCCAUCCAUUCCACCGCCUUCCACCCCGUGACUUGAAGCCUGUCUGGGUCUUGUAUCACUAAUUUACCUUCCGAUUAAAGCACCAACAUCCAUAAAAGUAUUACAGUAUUUCUUUUUUUUAAUGAGUGUGAUUAAAUAUUAAUUAUAUGAAGAAAAUCCAGUUGAAAUAAAACAAAUCAAUCAAUGCUUUUGCCACCCUGUGCUGUUUAUUCAAAAACCUCCACCCCUGCAUGCUCUGUUUCUGCUUUAUGGGAUUCUUUAUGUUAAAUUACCUCAAUGUCUUUUUUUUAGUUCAGUAAGAGUGAAGGCUUAAAGGUUAAUGAAUGAGUUGCAUGAAAUAAUGGUUGCAGGCCUGCACAGACUGCACACCAUGAGUCACUUCACUGUUCCUCCCACCGACUCGUCCUCUUUUUCCCAAUUCAAAUGCUCCUGUUUCAGCAUCCGUCACCACAUUAACAGCCUCCUCUCCAUUACUCCCGAUUCAUUUUUAAUGGUUUUGUUUGUUUCCUGGGAAAAAUUGUUUCCUCUGUGUCUUCUUCCACAACACCAAAGCAGUUUCGACCAUUUAUUCCCAAGAAAAUGUAAGAAAACAUCAUUCUACUCCCUCCUCUGGCAACUUACUGUAACCCACUAAUAGGAUAUAAAAGGUCAGAAUUAAAGUUAAACCCAAUGCUAUUAUAGUUCACUUCUUUAAAUAAAUUGUAAAAAAUGGCUAUACACUGGGAGGGCUUUGGCAAGAAGCUGUUCCAACAUAACUGAAGGGU